Meloidogyne enterolobii is the source of this 2367-nucleotide messenger RNA. The record is from the annotation of a GenBank genome assembly. NCBI's taxonomy places the organism in Eukaryota, Metazoa, Nematoda, Chromadorea, Rhabditida, Meloidogynidae.
AUGGACUUUAAAAUACAUCAAGAUGACAAAUCGUCAGAGGAAGCUGUUCAACUUUUUCGGUGUGUUAAAUAUCGUAUGAGUCAAAUUAAAAGGCUGUAUAAUGAGAUUGAUGGAGUUGAACAAAUGCUGGAGGAUGAGAAGGUUUUGAGGUUGAGGCAAAGUUUAUCCCAAGAAUGUGAAUCUCUCGCCCAAUAUUCUACUUUUCGCCGUGAAGCGUUGGAAAUAUUUUGGAUUUAUUGUUGUUAUAAACCCAUUGCUGCCUUUAAACAAUUUUUUAACGAGGAACAAGUUUACAAACAAUUUUUAACUGAAGAAACUAGCCAGAAGGAAGAGAACACAAUUAAAUUAUUAAAAAUCUUCAUUUCGUCAAAUAUUUCUCAAAUUUCUUCCUUUUUGACAAAAUUCCAAGACUUCAAACACUCUCUUCUUUUGUGGCUGGGAGACCUGUAUCGAUACUCUUUUAUUUAUUGUGGAGAGGAUAAGAGGGAUUUUACAAUUUGUGAACAGUGCUAUGUUAAUGCGGCGUUUUGCGAUCCGAAAAAUUGGAAGCCUUAUAGUCAGUUAGCCUUAUUAAACUCCAAAAUCGACCCAAACCUAGCCUUUUUCCUCUUUCUUCGCUCACUAGCACAACACAAAAAAGCUGACAAAAAUUCUGAUGGUAUACAAAAUAAUAUUAAUUUAUUGGCAACUAAAGAAGGAACAAGUAACAAUUCUUCUGCUAAUUUUGAAUUCGGUGUUACUUUAAAAUUUGUUAAUAUUGUGGCUUUUGAAUUUAGUCGUUUACAAUUUGAAGAAUCCCGUAAAGAAAUGGACAAACUUUUUGAAUCAUUUAAAUCCUCAAAUAAUUUUAAAACAUUUUUACAACACAUUAAUUGUUGCACUUUGGCUGUUUCCUUUGCUCUACAAAAUCAACCCACGGAUGAACAUUUUCGUUACAUUACUUCUUUUACUUGUCAAAAAUUAAUUUAUGUUUUGGAAGAGGCGAGAAGACUUUUUGCUGCAAAGGAAAAUGAUGAAGAAGAGGAUGUUCAAAUUAAUAAGAGGAGAAGGAAAAAGAAGGAAAGGUCUUCCUCUUCCUCCUCAAACUCUGAAAAUGAAAAUGAAGAAAAAACUAAAAAUAACAAUUUAACAAAUAACCAACAAAAUGAAGAAGAAGACGAUAUUACUUGUUUAUCAACUGUUUGGCAAUCAGCAAUAAUUGUAUCUGAAUUUAUUAGUAAUUGUGCUGAAUAUUUUACAAUAAAAAAACUUUCUGUUUCACUUAAACUUCAAUACCAAAACAUUUUAAAAACAUUUGUGGAACUUUUGAAUGAUUUAAUUACUCGUAUUUCACCUCUAAUGGAAGCAGAAGACCCUUCGAGCUCUUCAGAAAGACGAGCCCUUGUAAAUUGGUUUAUGUACAAAUUUGAUGAAAAUAAAGGAAAUAAAUUAUUUGUUGCCGUUUUGGUCCAUUAUAUACGUAAUAUAAUUUCUGCACGCUUUGCUGGUAUUGUUUUCAAUAAAUAUUUUAAAUUGGAAUCAUCCAACAUUGGCGAAAAGGAACGUAAAACAAUGGAAGGAAUUUCUCGUUUACAUUCUGCACAUGUCAGCAAAAUUAACGAAACUCUUAGCAAAAUCCCUGUUUAUAUUGCGCCUGACCACCACGUAUUACUAGAACGUUUAACUUUAAUGGAUCAACUUUGUCAAACAGCAAAACAAAAUACAAUCAUUACACGUUCAGUUUUGGCAAAAUUGGAUAAAUUAAAGAAGGAUAGUGCAAACGCUAGGGAAGCUAUUAGAUGGAUUCAAGGUUCAGUAACUGACCACAAAAUUAAAUUAUUUCAUGAAGUUGAAUCUGAAAAAAAAUUAUUUUCUGAAUUAAAAGCAUUUUUGGAAGAAAAAAAUUUGCUGGAUAAACAAACAUUGUUUUUAUCAAUUUUAACGAGUGAGGGAAGUGAAAAAGAUGUAAAAAUUGUAACGGAUGGAGAAUUGACAAAAUAUCCGGUUAUUGGUAUUGAACGAAUUGAAAACUUUGCAAAAAGAAUGGCUGAAACUGAUAUACCAAAGGUAUUAAAAAAUAUUCUUUUUUUUGAAAAUAUUAAAUUUCAAUUUUAGGGUUAAACAAUUUCUUGGUAGGAGGAAUUUUUUAAUGUAAAAUACGUUAUAUUUCAAAUUUCAAAAUUUUUAAAAAUUUGUUUAAAUAUAAAUACUUUAUAAAAAUUUAGUGAUUUUAGAAUUAUUUAAAAAAGGAAUCCAUGCGAAAAAAUUAAGAAAAAAAAAUUAUAGGAAAUAAUUAGAAUAAAAAGAAAGGGGUUAAAGCAUUUUGAAAUGGCAUAUAAAACAUAAGAAAAUUGUGCCGCAAAAAUAUUAUUUUUUGGACUUUCCACG